Molecule: messenger RNA, 1661 nt
Organism: Larimichthys crocea (large yellow croaker)
Lineage: Eukaryota; Metazoa; Chordata; Actinopteri; Sciaenidae
Product: Carbohydrate sulfotransferase 1-like
Exons: 3
Coding region: 183-1484 (433 amino acids)
Biological process (GO): sulfur compound metabolic process; N-acetylglucosamine metabolic process
Molecular function (GO): N-acetylglucosamine 6-O-sulfotransferase activity
Source: RefSeq, a predicted model, not a curated record
UCCAUCUAUGAAUCCACUUCGGCUCUGGACACUGGCGGUAGCGCUCGAUCCAUCCUCCUCCUCUCUCUCACUGUCUCUCUCUCUCUCUCUCUCUCUCUCUCUCACACACACACACACACUUUUACAAAUGCAACACAGAGGACUGAACCGGCUAGAGAAAUCCUGUCAGAUCGGGUGCGUUGAUGCGUGAAGGAUGUAGAGCCAGAGGGGAGGGCAGGAUGGAGUGCUCCUGGAAGACGGUGCUGCUGCUGGUGUGUGCGUCUCUUGGGGUCCAGUACACGGCCAUCCGCACCCUGAGGGACUCGUUGUCUGGACCCUGCCAGGGAGCUUACCGCUGCCAGACCAGACACCACAGAGACUCCAGGUGGAGAGCCUUGUGUGAUGACAGCUGGAUGCCCAUCGAUUCACCCAGGAAGCACAUCCUGCUGUUUGCCACCACACGCAGUGGCUCCUCCUUCACUGGGCAGCUCCUCAACCAACACCCAGAAACCUUCUAUGUGUUUGAACCUCUCUACCAUGUCCAGCAGGCCUUCACCAACUCCAGCAGCAGGCUGCGUCGCACACUGGACCGCCGCGCCCUACUAGGAGCAUACAGGGACCUCCUCCUUAAUCUGUAUACCUGUGACCUUCACUUUAUGGAGAAUUACAUCCGCCCAGAGCCCCAGGACCACGUCACAGGCUCCUUCUUCCGGCGAAGCUCCAGCCACGCCCUCUGUUCCCCUCCAGUGUGCUUGGAAGGAGGGGAUGGAGCAGCCUCUGACCUGCCUGAUGAAACCUGGUGUCCUAAGAAGUGUGGGGCCCUGAACCUCACCCUAGCCUCUAUGUCAUGUCUGUCAAAGGGACAUGUAGCCAUAAAGACUGUGCGGGUCCCUGAGGUGGGGGACCUGCGCACCCUCACAGAAGAUCCACGUCUGGACCUGAAGAUCAUCCACCUGGUAAGAGACCCCAGAGCAAUCCUCGCCUCACGCAUGAUGGCGUUUUCAGAUCAGUUCCGUGCUUGGAAGAUAUGGAACGCGACAGGACGGCAGCCUCGAUACGUGGACCUGUCGCAGAUCACCAGCACGUGUAAGGACAUGGCGGCCUCUGCAGAAACAGGCCUGCAAAGACCAGCAUGGCUGCGGGGACGGUACAUGCUGGUGCGGUAUGAGGACCUGGCGUUCAAUCCGAAGGACAGGACCAGUGAGAUUUACAGGUUUGUGGGGCUGGAGAUGGAGGAUAGAGUGCAAAUGUGGAUUGCAAAGAACACCAACAGUAACGUAUCGUCUCCGUCUGAGUGGAACUACAGGUACUCCACCACCAGAGACUCCAGAGCGACAGCAGAGAGCUGGAGGCUUCGUCUCGGCUUUGAUAUUGUGAGGACUGUGCAGAAUCUGUGCAAUGACACUCUGGCUCUGCUGGGAUACAAGCAGGUUCACUCUGCAGCUGAGCUCAGAAACUUGUCUCAUAGUUUGGUGGAACACAGGACAUUUCAACCAGUCACAUAGUAGAUUUGAUUGAAUUAUUUAUGUAUUUAUUUAUUUAUUGUUUAUUUAUUUAUUUAUUUAUUUAUUUAUUUAUUUAUUUAUUCUGACGUUCCUCUCUAUCAUGAUGCUGAUAAAAAUGAAUGUAAUCUAUCUCACUUAUUUCUUUACUUUUAUGGUUUGUAUAUUAAAAGUGCCAAA